This is a messenger RNA of Megachile rotundata (alfalfa leafcutting bee), 975 nucleotides long. It is a transcript of the gene TpnCI, whose product is annotated as troponin C type I. The record is from RefSeq and is a predicted model, not a curated record. NCBI's taxonomy places the organism in Eukaryota, Metazoa, Arthropoda, Insecta, Hymenoptera, Megachilidae. Gene Ontology annotation, molecular function: calcium ion binding. Gene Ontology annotation, cellular component: myosin II complex.
UAAGUAACGUUUAUUAAAUUAAAGAAAAAAUAAGAAAGUAGAGAAAAGAGAAGCGCGCCACCAUGGUAUGUUCUAUUGAUGAUAUCGCCGACGAACUUCCCCCUGAACAAAUUGCUGUCCUUCGCAAAGCGUUCGACAGUUUCGACAGGGAGAAGAGUGGCAGCAUUCCCACCGACAUGGUGGCUGACAUUCUUAGAUUGAUGGGUCAACCUUUCAACAAGAAGAUUCUGGAUGAACUAAUUGAAGAAGUAGACGCUGACAAAUCUGGACGCCUUGAAUUCGAGGAGUUCGUUACGUUGGCCGCUAAAUUCAUCGUUGAAGAGGAUGCCGAGGCGUUGGAGAAAGAGCUUCGGGAAGCUUUCAGGCUCUACGAUAAAGAAGGAAAUGGCUACAUACCCACUACGUGCUUGCGUGAAAUCCUGAGGGAACUGGACGACCAGUUGACUGAUGAGGAACUGGAUUUCAUGAUCGAGGAGAUCGACUCUGAUGGAUCUGGCACUGUUGACUUUGAUGAAUUCAUGGAGAUGAUGACCGGAGAAUAAACCCAAAUGUGCCAGUGUUUCGCUCGACUCAAAGACAAUAUGUGCGACGGUCACAUCUUUCAACUAAUUUUUUCUGCGUGUCUUCUAAAGUAAAAUCAAAAAAAGCAAUGCACCAGAACGGAGUGUAUAAAACGUACAGAAAGUCCGUCACUUAACAUGACGCGUCUUUGACAGUUUGUUCAGGGGCAAACUCGUCGAAUCUUGAAAUGGCUUCAGCGUCACAACGAUCGCCUCACAGCAGAUUAUUUUCCUGUCUCUUUCAUAAAAGAGUGUCACAAAUUAAUUGCAAUCUUGUACACAAGUCGUAAUUGUUGUAAUCACAUUAAUUGUAAAAAAUAACGAGUCAUGCGUUCCGUACAUGUAUUUGCAUCACGCCUGCUAAGUUUUUCAUGGACAGUAUUUAUUUGUUAUUAAUAAAACACCACCGAAAAUA